AUGGAGUAUACAGAUUCCGAGGACCUACUAACGGAGAUCGUGAAACGUGGUCCGUUGACGGAGAGCGACGCGGCGGCCGUUUUCCGUCAGAUCGCGUCCGCCGUGGCGUUUUGCCACGCGAGCGGCGUCAUUCACCGCGACAUCAAGCCAGACAACGUGCUGCUCACUCGACCGCCGUCGCCGUCCGCAUCCCCUCCUCCCGCCGCCUCCCACACGCGCCGCUUCCGCGCGUCGUGCUCCUUGCCUCCCCCCUCCUCAUCCUGCUCCUCUCCCCCCUUCCCCUCCGCGUACCCUCACUCCUCCCCAUGCCCGUCCCCGCCCCGCUCCCCGCUCUGCUCCCCGCACCCAUCCGCGCCAUCCGCGCGGGCCCCCUCCGCUCAAGCCGCUUUCUCCGCCCAAUUCAACCGCGCUUCCCCUCGCUCUCCCCACUCUGCCACGCCAGGGGCUGAAGGAUCACCAAAACAACCUCCUCCCACCGCUUCCAACCGUUCCGACAAACCUUUUGACCGUUCCAGCUUCAUUGUGAAGCUAGCUGAUUUCGCGCUGUCAACACACGUGGAGGGGGGACCUAGGGGGAGGAAAACCGACGCAGGGGCGGGCACUAGACUCUAUAUGGCCCCUGAGAUGCUUGGGGGAGGGGAGGGGAAGAAGAGGGUUGGGGGAGGGGGAGGAGGAGGGGAUGGGUAUGGUUGCAAGGUUGAUGUGUGGAGUAUGGGAAUCACACUUGCUGCUAUGCUCACUGGUCGAAUCCCGGGAACCCCGGUGAAUUUCAAUGGGGUGGUUUGGCGAGGGGUGUCGGCGGGAGCGAAGGAUCUGAUCCGUCGGAUGCUCCAGGAGGACCCGGAUCGACGGCUGAGCUCGUUUGAGGUGCUGGAGCAUCGGUGGUUGCUGCAGGCUGGAGGGAAGAAGCCAGGGAACAGUGAUUGUGCUCCCACCAGCAUUGCUGCUGCUGCUGCUGCAGCUGCUGGUUCUGCUGCUGGUGCUGCUUCUGCUGCUACUGCCGCUCCUGCUGCUACCACCGCUGCUGCUGCUGCUGCACCGUCUGCUAGUGCAGCAAUUGCAGGGUGGGCAAGCCUCCUCCCUAUGCGCCCACGCACCACUACCGCAGGGGGCCAUUGUGACCCAGCAGCGCAGCAACAGGCGCCAAAAGCGUUGGCAGUCACGGCCUGGCAGCCUUGGUAUGGAAGUCAGAGCGUAGACGCGUGGGCUUGA
Molecule: messenger RNA, 1212 nt
Organism: Closterium sp. Naga37s-1
Lineage: Eukaryota; Viridiplantae; Streptophyta; Zygnematophyceae; Desmidiales; Closteriaceae
Source: the annotation of a GenBank genome assembly